GAACCGCGGCGGGGCGAGGCGGGCGCGGCGCCGGUGGUGGCGGGGAGGGGGUCGGGGGAUCGCUGCAUGCUGGGGGAUCGUCCUGCCCCGGCUGCUGCCCUGAUGUCAGUGACACCCCCGUGCCCUGCACAUCGCAGCGCGUCUGGCCCAGUCUUGACCCGUUUCCCACUUUUGGACCACCAGGUUUCUUUACAGUCAGCUGCCACUGGCAUCAAGGCGCUAUCUGAAGAAGACUCCUCCUCCUUCAGCAUUAGCAUGCCCAUAGUCUUCUUGGCCAAUGAUUCUUCUACAGCAAGCAGAACUUCUUCCUCAUCCUGAGAAGCCUUCAUCCCUUCCUAUGUCAGUGGCUACAAGGCCAAGAGCCAGCUCACCACUGUCCCCAUCAAAGUCUCUCGGACUGGGGCCUUCCUUUCAUCACACACAAGAAGAGGAGCUUGCCAAGGUGGUGGAGCAGGACCCUAUGCUGGAGGAACUAUGUAAGCCCCUGUGCUGUAAGCUUUGCAAUGUCACUCUGAAUUCGGCCCAGCAAGCCCAGGCUCAUUACCAGGGUAAAAACCACAGUAAGAAACUCCGGAAUUACUAUGCUGCCAACAGCUGUCCUGCACCUGCCAGGAUGAGUAAUUCUGUUGAGCCUGCCCCGCCUCAGGUUGUCUCCCUUCCAACUCAGAUGGGAUCCAGCAAACCAGGUGGCCGAGUGAUCUUGGCUACAGAGAAUGAUUACUGCAAGCUUUGUGAUGCCUCAUUUAGUUCUCCGGCUGUGGCACAGGCUCACUACCAAGGGAAAAAUCACGCCAAGCGGCUGCGUCUUGCAGAGGCACAGAAUAACUCAUUCUCGGAUGCCUCAGAACUAGGCAAACGAAGGGCAAGGAAAGAAGGGAAUGAAUAUAAGAUGAUGCAGAACAGAAGAAACACGUAUGCGGUUCAGAACAACACAGGUCCCUACUUCAACCCCCGCUCGCGCCAGAGGAUCCCCCGGGACCUGGCCAUGUGCGUGACGCCCAGCGGGCAGUUCUACUGCUCCAUGUGCAACGCGGGCGCCAGCGAGGAGCUGGAGUUCCGGCAGCACCUGGAGAGCAAACAGCACAAGAGCAAAGUGUCCGAGCAGCGCUACAGGAGCGAGAUGGAGAACCUGGGCUACGUCCAAUGACGCGCCGCCCUCGGCAGUAGUUUGCAACUAGAGCAGCUUGUCUCUCGCCUGCUGUUUGCCACAUGCCCUGCUUUGUGCUCCAUUGGGUAGGAGUGUGCUCUCGAGCUGUACAUGUAACACCUGCAAACUUACUGGUAUGGUUAGGUUUUCUUUCUAUCAUAGUCGGCAGGAUGACGCUGUGCAGGACAUGAAGUGUUUUUGGUGUUUGUUUGCUAAUUAUCUAAGGCUCUUCAUUGUGUUGAGUGGUGGGGAGGAACUGUGUCUUCUCCCCAGCCUUCUGCAUGAAUAUGCAAAGCCCAAGAAGUGCUGGAAACUUCUGUGGUCCUACCACAUGGGUGGACCUUGUGCAAAGCCCACUCCCCUCUUGGCACACCACAGAGCAGUGCUCCAGAAUGCUUCCCUACAGCAGACUGAAUCUCUGGACAGCUUGUAAGAGGGGAAGGAGUAGGGCCUGUGAAUGUGUGAAUUAGGUGGUGUAUUUGUCCACACUUUGCUGCUUCUGGCCCUCAUUACAGUCCAGAGUAGGUUCUUUCCACAUCCUUGUAGAAAGGCUGUGCAUACCUCUUCUCCUUGGAGGAUCUCUUCCUCUGUGAUGCAGACUCCUUUAUGGAUUUCAGCUGAUUAGCCCCAUUCAGAAAUACUCUUCUACUCUUGAUAUUGUUGCCUGGACACCUUAAUAUACCAUGGGUGUAGCUCAUCUCCCUGAAGAGAAUCUCUGGGGAUCUCAGUGGCUUAGUGAAGUGAACUGGAAAGCAAACCUGCUCAGGUGUGAUGUGCUGUGCUCUGAUUCUGCCUUAGACUGAGGUUGAGAAUAGAUGGAAGGAGCUGUCAGCUGUGCUUUCUUUGCAUGUUGAUGUAGAGGAGAGCAAGAGUUGGUCUCUAGCCUACAGUCCUUGCUCUGGAAGAGCAAGGCUGCCUGGACUCUGGGUAACAGAAAUUGAUGUGUCCCAUUUCCAUGCCAUUCCCUGGGCAAAGCCUAGCGAAGAUGAAACUUCUUGCUUUGAACUAGCGCUGCCAAUAUUGGUUGACUUUCCCUCUCUCUUUCUUUUUCCAUCUCAGGAUGGGUUUUAAUUCCAUUCCUUGAUGUAUACUUGACUGUUCUAGGGACCUCAAAAAUCCAAAGUUAUGUAGGAUUUAAAUGUCAGGGUGAUGAUUGUUUGAGUAACAGCUUUUUGGCCUCAUGGAAGUAUUCAAGAAACUUGUUAAGCAACUUUUGAAUAGUAGACAAAUUCAAAAGGUGUGUGUGUUUGUUUUGAUAUUCCUUAGCAAAAGUAGGAAGGGGAAGAAGAGCAGAAGUAGGACUGUCAAUUAUUCUUCUGCUUGUUUGGGUAGAUGUGAGGAGCUGUGAUUGGAAUCCAGUUCACAGUGUCUCCAGUGGCAAGUGCAGCACGUAGGUGGCUUUUGUUGGACCUGAUCCCCCACUGUGCUGCUGGAACUGUGCACUGGUGUAGCUUCACUGACUUCAGUGGCAGGUGCAGAGAGAGGGUCCAGGAAGCACCAUGACUCGCUCAUCUCUCACCCCUCUUCAGGCAGCUGGAAUUAGAUGCAGCUCCGUUAGUUUCAGUAGGAUUUUAGCAGGGAUGAAUUGUACCUAGUGCAUAGUGUUGAAGGUAGCUCCCCCGCCUCCUUUUAUUGCCAUUCUGAUCCUGCCUCUUGCAUUCCAGAAGGACUUUCUGCUUGCCUUAAAAAAUGAAGAAUGAGUAUCAAAAGAAAUCCAGGUAGUCUUUAUUCAUCUUCCCAGUCCACCUUCAAAAGGUUUGUUGCACUUGGCUGCUCCUCAGAAACUGAUUAUUGUUUUCUUCAGCUCCCUGAGUGAGCAUCAGGGAGCCAUACAAGCUGAAUGCAGCCUUCCUGAAUCCAGGCAAGGUGAGUGCUUGCAAAGUAGUUGAAAACAACUCCCUAGAUCAUUCUGUGCUGAUCCUUGCCCUGCAGAUAGACACAGAGGAAUAGGUGUCCUCAUGAAUGGGAUUCCUUCCCCUCCCUUGUGCAAAACUCAGUUAAAUGGGGUUUGUGCUCUGGAGCACAUGAGAAGGUAGAACAGGUGCCCAGGUUGUAGAGCACUCACUGAACAGUUCUGACAGCUUUGUAAAUCUGUUUCUGCUGUGCUUUCCUGCACCCUGCCUCACCCCCUGUGUAGCCUUAGAAGAACAUUUGCCUUUCCAGAAUCCCUCAUCAGCCUUUCCCCCUCAUUGUAUUGACAGAAGGGCUCUGGUUUUCUCUUUGUGUCCUGUCCUUAGGUUUGCCAGUCUGACACUACUGUCCAGAGGGACAGAGGGAGUUAGAUGAACCUUACCACAGUGUGCUUCAGCACAGUGAUCCCUGCAUUUUGGUUAAACAUCCCUCUGUCUGUAAAUUAAAGCGUGGUAUUUCCUACAGGCUGCAAUUAGUAGCAGAAAAACAAAAGAAAUAUGAGCUGGAGGAGCUGUAGGUACUGCUGUUGUCUGGCUUAUUGCUAGAGAUGAGGAGGCAUUUUUGCUUGCUUUCACAUGUCCCAAAAAAUCAGCUGUUCACCACUUAGCUUUGGUUACUGCUCCUACUCCCAGCCCAGCCAUCUGCUCCUCAUUUGGCAUUUCCAGUGACUGCUGGAGGUGUCAAAACCUGCUUUGCUCCAGCUGUGUGCUGGUGCUUUUGAGAGGGUGUGUGAGGGAUGUGCAGGGAGCUGCUCUUGCAAGCUCCUCUCUGCUUAGGGCUGAGUCUGGUUUGGAGUAGUGGCUUCAGUCAUCUCUGAGCAGAGAAGCCUGAAUCUGCUUUGUUCUGUUCAAGGGAGUACAAGUGAAUGUGAUCAUCCUGGCAAUUUCAGAGUGGUGGCUUGUAGAGCAGGUGCACAGCAGGCAGUGGGACUCAAGUGACAAGGUAGGACAGAUUUCCUCCAUGGAAGGAAAGAUGUCUUGCUGGGAGAAGCAGCUGAGACUCCCUUUGCCCCAGUGCUCUGUUGUGGCCCUUCCUGCAAGCUACCAAAGCUUUCCUCUCCCUCUUCAGCAUUGCUUAAUGGCUUGUGAUCUUCCCACUCCCUUUCAGCAUAGGAAGUUGCUGACUGCAAAGAGAAAACACCCAAUCUCCCCAUUAUCCUUAGGGUUCAGGACAAUCCAAACUCAUACUUGUCAACAUUGAGUAGAUCCUGAUUUUAUUUCUUUUUGUGAAAGGUGUUCUCGAAACCACUGUUCAAAAAAUACUGAAAACACAUUCUGGGCAAACCCUUUUGACGUAGGUGGGCUGGGGAGAACACUGUACAGCUGAAGUGCCAUUUUCCAGACCCAAUUAAUGUUAAACCAAGUACCAAACCUAAGAAACAGGACUUCUCUGAAGCUGUCACAUUGGCCAGUAGGUUAAUGACCUUUGCUGCUAGAAACAAAAUGUAAAUCAAUCUGUUCAUAUUUAUUUUACUGUGCUGACCACUAAUUGAUUUGUUAAUAUUUAAGGCAUUAUGCUGUAGGUUGUUUUUAAGUGGAGAAAUUCUACAUCGCACUUUGCUUUUGGAUCAGAACAAUUAUUUAUUGUAUUUGUGAAAAUGUUUAUCCUCCCACAUAGCUAUUGUUUUCUUUCCCUUGAUGCAAAAAACCCAACCAAACCCAAAUAGCAAACCCCGCCCCAAACCCUCCCAACCAAAUCUGGCCCAUGGAUCUUUGUUUCUUUUCAUGCUAAACAAAAUGGGGAUUUCCUUGCAACUUGUUAUUAAAUGUCAAUUUCCAAUUUAUUUUUCCUCAAAUGAUUCUUUUGCUAACUUGGGAUGUUAUUUUUAGAGACACAAAGUUCAUGCUUCAUUUAAACAUUCAUUUCUUUUAAGGCAAGGAAGUAAACCAUGUGGAAUCCAUGACUUUGUGAGGAGUAUGAAAGCGAUACUAUUUUGUUUGUAUUAAGCAUUAACUUUUCUUUUGCAUUCUGCACUAAUGAGUAAAUCUGUUAUAAUCUUGCCUAAUGUUGGUCUGGUUUUGACUUUUUGCUUUCUUCAUGCACAUUGAAAGGAACACUGAAAACUUCUGUGGAGUUGCUUAGGAUGGUCAUCAGUGUAACAAAACGCAGAUUUCUUUUCUGUAAAGCUGCUUAUUUCCUUUCCUAGAUGCCUAUUAUAGGGCAUUAGAAGGGAAAGCUAUUGCCAUAAGCAUGGAUUCAUAUUUUAGCUUACUAAUGCUUGAUGUCCCUUUGCUGCAUUACUUGAGUGAUGCUCUCACUGUAAACAAUGGGAAUCUUGCCUGGGUCAGGAGUAAAUGAAAUACCCAAGGCAAAGAUAUUUUGUUGGCUGGGGCCAGGCAAGGUACAUUGUUCAGUUUGUCUUUUACUCCUCCGUUUGGAUUACAACACUCUUAUGGUUUUGCUUUUUGAGGACCGUUUAUCUGGAUCUGUAAGGAUUUGGUCUUGCUCCAGCUAAAAUAGUUUGAAAUACCUUGACUUUAGUUGGGUUAGGAGCAAGACUUGAAAACCUUCAGGAAUUUCUCACUGCUGAUGUUUUAUAUGUGUUUUUUGUUUUGUGAUUUUUUUUUUUAAAUUUUGCAACCACAUAUACGAGGAUGCUCUGGAUGAAAUGGAGAUCUGUUGCUGAUUAUGGAAAAACAAAUGCCAUGGUUGCCAAAGGAUAACAGAAAAUGGAGAAAUAUGGACCUGGUUUGUUUGAAGUUAGUGGCUAAGCUUCUUUUAUUUUGAGCUGGGCUUACCACCUGCAUUUCAAGUUGGAAGGGAAAAUAAAAUCCACUUUGAAAUAAAUGUGGUCAAACAGUUCUGGGUAUCUCUCUUUAAAAAAUGUAUCACAGCUAAAAUUGUAUCAGCUUACCUGACAUAUCUGCAGGUAAAGACAGAAUUGAAUUUUUGAAAAUAAAAUCAGUUUUUCAGUAUGUAUUUUGCAGGAGAAAAAAUUACUUUAUUUCAUUUUCUUCUGCAUCUGUCCAGCAACACCAUUUGCAAGUGCUUUGAACAUGUUUCAUCUAGAGCCUUCUUGUCAGGUUGUUUUGUACAUUUUUCCUUAUUUCCUUUGUAUUGUACUGACCCCCAUAAGGGAAUACUUGAUGAAAAUGAUUUUUUUUUUCUUCUUCAUUAUAUAAUAAACCAUAUUGCUCUUA
Molecule: messenger RNA, 6198 nt
Organism: Taeniopygia guttata (zebra finch)
Lineage: Eukaryota; Metazoa; Chordata; Aves; Passeriformes; Estrildidae
Gene: ZMAT3
Product: zinc finger matrin-type 3
Molecular function (GO): zinc ion binding; nucleic acid binding
Source: RefSeq, a predicted model, not a curated record